AUGUCUUCUCCCAAUGCGUCCUUUGUGGACGCCAUUCGAGUCACACCCCAUGGUGGGAACAAGUACAGCGCGAAUCUUCACCGCGAUUGGUGUAUCGGGACUGUACCCCAUGGAGGCUACACAGCAGCAGUCCUCUACAACCUCGCCGUCACACACUUUGCCCACGCCCACCCCAAACAAUUCGACACCCCCGCAACCCCCAUCUCCCUUCAACUCUCCUUCCUCCGUCGCACGGCCGCCGGCCCCGCGACCCUCCACGUCGAAGAUGUAAAGCUCGGUCUCCGCACAAGCACGAUCCACGUCAAGCUCCUGCAGCCCUCGGAAAAGAACCCCGCCACGCUCCAAGUCAACGUCGCCGGCUACAUCACCGUCAGCCCGGCCACGGCCGAGGUCGGCAUCAGCGCCCCCACCGGCUGGAAACCCUACCCCGUCCCGCCCGCCGGCUCCCGUGCCAACGGCCAAGUCGACCUGUUUGCGCUGGCGUGCACCGGCCAGGACGGCUCAUGGACGAAACUUGACCCUCCGUAUGCGGAGUUUCGACGUGCAGCGGCCCAGCUGGAACUGUACGGGCCGGGCAAGGGUCAGACGCAGCAGCAGCGGACGGGGACGAUGGCGAUUGAUCAGUGGGCGCGGUUCCGGCCGGGCGGGGAUCAGAAUGGCCGGUGGACGGACGCUGCGGUUGUGUAUCUGUUGGAUAUGUUUCCGAUGGCGUUGGAUGGGUUUGAUACGAUGUCUGCGACGGCGGUGGCCAGGGAGAAGGGGGAGCCCGGGCCGACGGGGUCCAUGGCCAACUUUUGGUAUCCGACUGUGACGCUGAAUGUCGAUAUGAAGAAGCGGUUGCCCAGGGACGGGGUGGAGUGGUUGUAUAGUCGCAUUGUGACCAAGGUGGUGCGUGAUGGUCGGACGGAUCUGGAUGUCACUGUGUUGGAUGAGAAUGGGGAAGUGGUCGCACUGAGUACGCAGGUUGGCUUGGUGGUGAGUGCGAGUCGGAAUGUGGGCUCGAGGAAGUGGCAGAAGUUGUGA
Penicillium diatomitis is the source of this 1023-nucleotide messenger RNA. RefSeq names its product thioesterase family protein. NCBI's taxonomy places the organism in Eukaryota, Fungi, Ascomycota, Eurotiomycetes, Eurotiales, Aspergillaceae. Bases 1 to 1023 code for a protein of 340 amino acids. The transcript is spliced from 2 exons. The record is from RefSeq and is a predicted model, not a curated record.